CGCCGCAGGCCGGCUGCAGCUGACUGGGCGGCGGAAGUUUGACGGCGCCGGGCGUGUGGCUGCGGCUGCGGCGCCGGACACCUCGCAGAUCCCCGACAGUACCCGCGGCGGAGGUGGAAUCCAGGCGAGCCUGAGAGUGAGAUCCGGGACAGGAGAGAGAACUCCUCCGAUACACAAACAUGGACCUGGAAGCCAGAGUGAAGAAGAUGGGCUUAGGUCAUGAACAAGGAUUUGGAGCCCCCUGUUUAAAAUGCAAAGAAAAAUGUGAAGGAUUUGAACUGCACUUCUGGAGAAAAAUAUGUCGUAACUGCAAGUGUGGCCAAGAAGAACAUGAUGUCCUAUUAAGCAAUGAAGAGGAUCGAAAAGUGGGGAAACUUUUUGAAGACACCAAGUAUACCACCCUGAUUGCAAAGCUAAAAUCGGAUGGAAUUCCCAUGUAUAAACGCAAUGUUAUGAUAUUGACCAAUCCAGUUGCUGCCAAGAAGAAUGUCUCUAUCAAUACAGUUACCUAUGAAUGGGCUCCUCCUGUCCAGAAUCAGGCAUUGGCUAGGCAAUACAUGCAGAUGCUACCCAAAGAGAAGCAGCCAGUGGCAGGCUCAGAAGGGGCGCAGUACCGGAAGAAGCAGUUGGCAAAGCAGCUCCCUGCACAUGACCAGGACCCUUCAAAGUGCCACGAGUUGUCUCCCAAAGAGGUGAAGGAGAUGGAGCAGUUUGUGAAGAAGUACAAGAGUGAGGCUCUGGGAGUAGGAGAUGUCAAACUUCCCCGUGAGAUGGACCCUCAAGGCCCCAACAGAAUGUAUGUCCCUGGCGGGGACAGAAGCACCCCGGCAGCAGUGGGAGCCAUGGAGGACAAAUCGGCCGAACACAAGAGAACUCAGUAUUCUUGUUACUGCUGCCAACUGAUUAUGAAGGAAGGUGACCCGGCCAUCUAUGCUGAAAGGGCUGGCUACGAUAAACUGUGGCACCCAGCUUGUUUCGUCUGCAGUAGCUGCCAUGAACUCCUGGUUGACAUGAUUUAUUUCUGGAAGAAUGGGAAGCUGUACUGUGGCAGACAUUACUGUGACAGUGAGAAACCCCGAUGUGCUGGCUGUGAUGAGCUGAUAUUCAGCAAUGAGUAUACUCAGGCAGAAAACCAAAAUUGGCAUCUGAAACACUUCUGCUGCUUUGACUGUGACAACAUCCUAGCUGGAGAAAUAUACGUGAUGGUCAAUGACAAGCCCGUGUGCAAGCCCUGCUAUGUGAAGAAUCACGCUGUGGUAUGUCAAGGAUGCCACAAUGCCAUUGAUCCUGAAGUGCAGAGAGUGACCUAUAACAACUUCAGCUGGCACGCGUCCACAGAGUGCUUUCUGUGCUCCUGCUGCAGCAAGUGUCUCAUUGGGCAGAAGUUCAUGCCAGUGGAGGGGAUGGUGUUCUGUUCAGUAGAGUGUAAGAAGAUGAUGUCUUAAGAGGAAAGCACCAGGCUGUGUUGAGCCAUAGGUAUCCCAAGUGGUAUGCAUUUCUACUGUAAAAUGCAAUAUGGAAAAAUAAAUGGAAAAAGAAACUAUAAAGGAAACCAGAAGAUUUUGUUAAAUAUCUUUCUUUGCUGUUUUUCCUUAUCCAUUUUUUUUCAUCUCAACAUUUAAAACCUGGUUUAAGCAUUUGAUUUUAAAAAUAGUAAAGAAUUUUAUCUUUCUUUAGCUUUCCAGAUGUAAAAUCUUUGAGUGGGAGGCUUGGGAUUAAUUAAUUUUUAUAUCCCUGUCCCCCUUGUGCUAAACCAAGUAUAUAUGCAAAAGUAUAUAUGAAACACUUGAAAGUUGGUGUGCUGAAUGGAAAGAUGAGCAUUUCUAGCUCUGCAUUCUUUUUUCCCCUCUAGUGUAAAAUGAAAAGGCAAUUAAAAUUUUCCUAAUGUCAAGGCUCUACAUUUAUUGCCUCAUCUUAUUCACUGAACGUUGUAGCAAUACACAGUGAAUUCUUUUGACAGGGAAAUAGAAAUGCAGCAUAGUAUGGAGAGCUGUUAUUUUAAUGCCUAAGCAUUCUCUAUAUCCUAAUUUAGGCAGAGGUGACUUUAUUGCAUUUCUCUCUUUUUAUUUGCCCUACCUCUCAGUAUUCUCUUUAUAAGCUGGUGACCUCCAUCUGUGGCCUUGAAUAUUUUAUUGUCACAUGUGGCAUCCACACUUUUUACUUCUAUAGGUUUUUGGCUUGGACACUAAAACCAAAGCACUCAUUUAUGUAAUGUUUUCAAUCCAAAGAACAUGUAUACUUUUUGUAGCCAAGAAAAUAUAACUUGCAUCGAUUGCACUUGCCUGGCAUGGUGCAGAUAGAUUUUUUUGCAUGGUUUUUAUUCUUUUCUAAUGGAUAUUGUCCUAUGAUGCUUCUAAGCCUGUUCAUAGGUAUAUGGAAUAUCUUCUUCACCUAUAUAACUUUCAUCCUUAGGUAUUCCUAAUGUUUACUUCCACUAUAUACUUCCAUAAACUAUGCACUAUGAAAAUUAAGUGUAACGAAUGAUAUGUAUACUAUUAUUCAAAAUAAAAUCUCGUUCACUUUAAGAACUGAA
Molecule: messenger RNA, 2533 nt
Organism: Pteropus alecto (black flying fox)
Lineage: Eukaryota; Metazoa; Chordata; Mammalia; Chiroptera; Pteropodidae
Gene: TES
Product: testin LIM domain protein
Exons: 7
Coding region: 180-1445 (421 amino acids)
Molecular function (GO): zinc ion binding
Source: RefSeq, a predicted model, not a curated record